Diuraphis noxia (Russian wheat aphid) is the source of this 1068-nucleotide messenger RNA. RefSeq names its product ciliary microtubule associated protein 1A. The record is from RefSeq and is a predicted model, not a curated record. NCBI's taxonomy places the organism in Eukaryota, Metazoa, Arthropoda, Insecta, Hemiptera, Aphididae. Gene Ontology annotation, cellular component: cytoskeleton.
UUUUCCGUUUCAGUUAUACCCGUGCUCCUGUCGAACAAACACCGCAUUCACGGGUGUACUCUAAAUCCAUCGUAUAUAUUAAUAUAUYAUUCGCAUUCAACGAGAUAUACAUAUAUAAUAUAUUAACUGUAUUAUACUCGCCAAUAGGUACCGUGCAUAAUAGAAGCAUUUUAUUAAACAAUGGGCGGAUAUCAACAAAGACAAUGGACGCCGACUAAGAGACGAGGCCCAAUAGCAGCCGAAUUUUCCGGUCCUGGGCCAGCAGCGGUAGCGUUACCAACUCUCGUAGGCAAAGACACACCGCCGGCGUCUACCCUACACUCGAGGCCCAAGGAAGUGAGGCCCGACAACUUCCCGGCACCCGGCGACUACAACCCGGAAAAAGCCGAGAAGGUGAUCCACGAACACUCGCCGCAGUACACGUUCGGACUGAAAACGCAAGUGGACAAGCCGAACCCGAACCCGGCGCCCAACGUGUACAACAUCCCGACGGUGAUGGGCGCGGCCAAGGAGGGGCACUUCAAGGCGGCCCCGUCGUUCAGCAUAUCCGGCCGCACCAAGGAGUUUCCGGACGGACGGCUGCUGAACCCCGGCCCGGGCGCUUACAACGACGUAAGCGCCGACAGUAUUAAACCGAAAUCGCCGGCGUACACGGUCAGCGCCCGGUACAACAUGCCCGGCGACAAUUCCCCCAGACCCGGCCCGGGAGCGUAUUCUCCCGAAAAGGUUCAAGUCGAUUUGUCUCAAGCACAUUCAUUUGGAAUUAAACAUUCACCGUAUUCUCAUUCUUUUGGCAUUGGUUACUAAGUGAAAAUGAAAACAAUUUAACAAGUUAAUUGAUACGCCUAACAAAUUAUAUUGCUUUCAAAUACAAAGUGAAACUACCAAGAAAAAAAAUUGUUUUUCAAUAUUAUACUAUACAUUUUUUUUUCUGUAAGAUUAUUAUUUUGAAAAACAUAAGAAGUAUGAAAUAUGAACCAUUUAACUAACAAUCAAAAAUAUGGAAUACAUUUAACUAACAUAAAAAUUGUAACUUUGAACAAAUAUAUUAGUUAUACAAUUGUCUUA